CAUACACACACACGCAUUUUACAUCAGUUCGUCGCUGGAUGAUGUGGGAGCCGCUGGAGAAUAAAGGGCUCGUACUUUAGAGUGAGGCAGCGCCAGAGCGAAACUCCGUGUGCCGGGCAGAGAGAUAGAGGAAGGGGGAGUGGGCGAAAAGGGAUUGCCUAGCUUUGGCCCGAGCACGGCACACAAGCGAUGGACAGCAUGCAGGAUGCUUCUCCCUGCGCCUCGGGCCAGUGGCUGGCGGCUCUGCUGCUCACUCUCUGCUCCUUGUUGCCCACUUGCCUCCCGGCAGCUCAGAGCGUGGAUUUCCCUUGGCCAGCUGUGGACAACAUCAUGGUGCGGCAGGGAGACACGGCCAUCCUCAGGUGCUAUCUUGAAGAUGCUGCUUCAAAGGGAGCGUGGCUGAACCGGUCCAGCAUCAUUUUCGCAGGGAAUGACAAAUGGUCCGUGGAUCCACGGGUAUCUAUCGCAUCAGGUGGUAAACGGGAAUAUAGUCUGCAGAUUCAGAAAGUAGAAAUCACUGACGAUGGCCCAUAUACCUGCUCAGUCCAGACCCAGCAUAAUCCUAAAACAUCACAAAUGCAUUUGAUAGUACAAGUUCCUCCAAAAAUAUUUGACAUCUCUACCAGCUCUGUCGUGAACGAAUUCAGCAAUAUCACUCUAUAUUGUCUAGCAAGUGGAAAACCAGAGCCAACUAUAACCUGGAAACAUAUAUCCCCAUCUGCAAAAGAUUUUGACAGUGAAGGCGAGUACCUGGAGAUUAUUGGCAUUACUCGGGACCAGGCUGGCAACUAUGAAUGUCUCGCAAACAACGACGUGUCGUCUCCAGAUACACGAACAGUCCACAUUACAGUGAACUACCCUCCUGCAAUAAUGGAAAUUAAGAGCCCUGGAAUGGUACUGGGUAAAGGAGGAUUGUUGCGAUGUGAAGCUUUAGCAGUUCCUGCAGCAGCCUUUGAAUGGUACAAAGGAGACAAAAAGUUGGCCUCUGGAAGGCAGGGGAUUCAAAUCAAGAACUUCAGUACCAGAUCAAUUCUCACUGUUACCAACAUUACAGAGGAUCACUAUGGCAACUACACGUGCGUGGCUGCUAAUAAGCUUGGGACAAGUAGUGCUAGUCAUUUUCUACACAUGCCAAGCACAGAGCAUUAUUGGAUCCCCGGCAGUGCUGAAAUUAUUUUAUCCUGGUGGUGCCUGGUGAUGGCAUUAUCCUGUCUGGUCAGCAUAUACUAGCAAAGCAGGAAGUGUGCAAGGUGCAGUGAACAAAAAGAACCACGAAGAAGUUCAAGAAUCUCUUCCAAGUGCUGGGAACUGGAUACAAUCUGGUACAGUUCAUUCACAGAAAAGUGUGAGAAUCAACUAGCAGUACAAACACAGGGAUGUGAACCUUUCCUAGGAUUACUGAUUCUGUAAAUGUCUAAAUUGUAUUCUUUUCAGGUUAUCAUCAAGGUCUAACAUUGAACUCAUUGUCCUCUAUCAUGCUUUGUAGGCUGUGGAAGUUACUUUUUAAGAACAUAUAUUGUAAUAUCUUGCAUAUAAGCUGCAAUGCUUCACAAACUAGGUUAACACCCCCUAAGGUGCUGAAUACAUGCAAGAAAAAUAUGGCACUUGCAUGAGAUCUUAUAACCUGCAAUAUGAUUUAAUCUUCAUCAUUGUAGCAUAAGGUCAGCAAGCAUUCAAUGAA
Hemiscyllium ocellatum (epaulette shark) is the source of this 1681-nucleotide messenger RNA. It is a transcript of the gene negr1, whose product is annotated as neuronal growth regulator 1. The transcript is spliced from 7 exons. NCBI's taxonomy places the organism in Eukaryota, Metazoa, Chordata, Chondrichthyes, Orectolobiformes, Hemiscylliidae. The coding region runs from base 190 to 1230 and encodes 346 amino acids. Gene Ontology annotation, cellular component: neuron projection. The record is from RefSeq and is a predicted model, not a curated record.